AUGACGGCAAAAUGGGAUAGGCGGUUUCUGGAGUUGGCUCCCUCAACUGCCGCACUCCACCAGCGUGUUUUCUGGGUUUUUAGCUUUUGGUUUAUGGGUAUUCAUGGUGAAGGGAAGGAGGAGGAGCAACUAAAAUGGGUCUGCAAAUAUUCCCUUCCAAUUCGUCUUCAUCAUCUUGGUAGGAUUUUUAAUUUUUUUUAA
Messenger RNA from Prunus armeniaca (apricot), 201 nucleotides. The record is from the annotation of a GenBank genome assembly. Lineage: Eukaryota; Viridiplantae; Streptophyta; Magnoliopsida; Rosales; Rosaceae.